This is a messenger RNA of Umbelopsis ramanniana AG, 267 nucleotides long. RefSeq lists its product as uncharacterized. The record is from RefSeq and is a predicted model, not a curated record. NCBI's taxonomy places the organism in Eukaryota, Fungi, Mucoromycota, Umbelopsidomycetes, Umbelopsidales, Umbelopsidaceae. The transcript has a single exon. The coding region runs from base 56 to 256 and encodes 66 amino acids.
GACUUCUGGCCCAUAACUACCUCUGAACCCAGUAAUCCUUGAUUGACUGACUAAUAUGAUUACUUGCUUCUUUAUUGUACUAUGGCUCCUCUACGUUAAGACCUUGGCCAACUCUCUGACUCUAUCUAUCGGAAUAGCUCCAUCUUGUAUUCGGAAAUGGCGCUUAUUUACAUGUCUUAAGCAACUCAGUGCUGGACGCGUGACUGCCUCCUUUGGAUCGGUCAAGUUACCUUUCAUCAGCCAAGUCAGAAAAUGACAUGUUUUUGU